Chelmon rostratus (copperband butterflyfish) is the source of this 3446-nucleotide messenger RNA. It is a transcript of the gene esyt3, whose product is annotated as extended synaptotagmin-like protein 3. The transcript is spliced from 23 exons. Gene Ontology annotation, molecular function: lipid binding. The coding region runs from base 174 to 2723 and encodes 849 amino acids. Gene Ontology annotation, biological process: lipid transport. NCBI's taxonomy places the organism in Eukaryota, Metazoa, Chordata, Actinopteri, Chaetodontiformes, Chaetodontidae. The record is from RefSeq and is a predicted model, not a curated record.
AAGUGUUAGUACAAGAUUCAUUAUACAACUGUUGCGGUGUGCAGUUGGUUUGUCUUCAGCGUUUGCUUUCUUUUAAACCGAAAUAAGGAAACAAUCAUAAAUCUGUUCAGGCUAUCGAGCUGAAACAGCUCUUUCGGAGGUGAGGAACCAGGCUCCAGCGGAAGUCCGACCCGAUGGCAUCCGCCGGACAGAUGUAUCCGAGCGGCCCGGCGGAGGGAGCGCGGCCCGGGGAAAGUCUGACGGUCCCCGGCGGCCCGGAGAAGCUGAACUCCUCCGCGGUCAAUCGUAUGCUGAUGGAGUUCUUAAUGUACUUUGGCCGAGCCGUGUUCGUCUUCUAUCCGGUGUAUCUGACAGGAUACCUGGGCCUCAGUGUCAGCUGGGUGCUGCUGUGCAUGGUGAUGAUCACCUGGUGGAAGAAGAACCGCCAGUGGAAGGACGCUCGGAUCGGAACCGCCAUCGAAUUCGUGGACAAUGAAACACAUGUGGUCAACAAGGAGCUGCAAAGUGCCUUACAGAUGGCAUCAUGGGUCCACUUUCCUGAUGUUGAGAAAGUCGACUGGGUUAACAAGGUGUUGGAGCAGGCCUGGCCUUUCUUUGGGAUGUACAUGGAGAAGCUCCUUAAAGAAAACAUCCAGCCAGCUGUGCGGCUCUCCAGCCCCGCGCUCAAAACCUUCACCUUUACCAAGAUCCACUUUGGACACAUACCUCUCAGGAUCACUGGAAUGAAAGUGUACACACAUGAAGUGGAUCACCGGGAGGUGAUCCUGGACUUGAAUAUCAGUUAUGAAGGUGAUGUGGACAUCGACACUGUGGUGAAGGAGCCAAUCACAGCUGGGGUCAAAGGACUUAAACUCAAGGGGAUGCUGAGGGUCAUUUUGGAGCCGCUCAUUGGCGAAGCACCACUGGUGGGAGGCGUCACCUUUUUUUUCAUUCGCCGCCCCUCCCUAGAAAUCAACUGGACUGGCAUGACCAACCUCUUGGACAGCCCUGCCUUCAGUUCAUUGUCUGAGGAGACCAUCAUGGACAUCAUUGCCUCGCUCAUGGUGUUGCCCAACCGCAUGUGUGUGCCCCUCAUAGACCAGGUCAAAGUGGACCAGAUGAGGUUCCCGCUACCUCGCGGCGUGGUGAGGGUCCACCUGCUGGAGGCCAGAGACCUGGUGGCUAAGGACACGUACAUGAUGGGUUUAGUGAAAGGCAAAUCAGACCCCUAUGCAACACUCAGAGUCGGCAACCGGCAUUUUAAAAGCAAGACCAUCAAAGAGAAUUUGAACCCCAGGUGGAAUGAAGUGUAUGAGUUUGUCGUCCACGAGGCCCCAGGGCAAGAGCUGGAGCUGGAGCUCUAUGAUGAGGACACAGAUAAAGACGACUUCAUUGGAAGGUAUCACCUUGAUUUGGGAGAAGUAAAGAGGGACAAACAAAUGGACCAGUGGUUUCCACUGGAAGGGGUCCAGAAUGGAGAAGUUCACCUCAAACUCCAGUGGUUUUCCCUGAAGACCGACCCCAGCCUGCUGACGGAGACUUCAGACGGCCUUGCUUGUGCUAUGCUUGCACUGUAUCUGGACAAUGCGUCAAACCUACCAAAAGACCACAGUGAGAUCACAGAGCAUCACAAACACGGGAAGCGCUCAAAGGACACUCGGCUCACAAAGAGAACUUCUGGCCCAAACUCCUUUGUGGAAUUUUCCAUUGAUGAAGAAGUUCAAAAAAGCAAGGUUGUGUAUGCAUCUAAAGACCCGGUGUGGGAGGAGGGCUUUACCUUCUUUGUGCAUAACGUCCAAACACAGCGACUCAUGGUGCAGGUCAAAGAGCAUGAGAAGAAGACUCCGCUUGGCGUUCUCAACUUGCCCCUGACUCGCCUCCUCAACACCUCCGACAUGACUCUGGACCAGCGCUUCCUGCUGGAGCGCUCCGGAGCGAACAGCCAGAUCAAGAUGAAAGCCAUUCUCAGGAUUCUUACUCUGGAAAAGCCUCCACCUAAGAUCAUCCUCAACCCUCCUCCACAAGUCAAACAAGGAGGACCACAGAGCAACCAAGGAGGUAACGCCCCAGAAUCCUCUGCAGCACUUUCCUCCAGCACCGUCCAGUUCUCAUCUCCGACCCAGCCCGCUGACUCCCACAACGGCCUUCGUGACGACUAUUCAGCUCACCGCCGUGGCUCCCUCGCGGCUUCCGAAACCUCGCGGCCGGCUCCUUCCACCACGUCAAACAUGCGUCGGUUCGACUCCCACAGCCUGCUGUCAGAGAACUCCAUCGCUUCGUCGCGUUUCGACAUUUCAGAGGGAGCCUCGUAUCCAGAGGCCAUCAGGAAACAUCAGGGUUCAUUUGGGGAGAUCCACCUGACUGUACGCUACGCCACCCUGAGGAACAAACUCAUCAUCAUGGUUAACGGCUGCAGGAACUUAUUCCCCUGCAGUGAGAAUGGCACAGACUCUUAUGUCCGCCUGUAUUUGCUCCCUGAGCAAACCUGGAGACACCGCAAGAAGACGCACGUCAAGAAGAGAACAGUUAACCCUGUCUUCAAUGAGAAGUUUGAAUUUGAUGUGUCGCUUAAUGAAGCCCAAACAAGGAAGUUGGACGUGGCUGUGAAAAAUAACAAGAUGUUGUACACACGAGAGAGAAAGGACAUUGGCAUGGUGAUGAUCGAUUUUUCACAGGUGGAUCUGGCCAAAGGCAUCGCACAAUGGUUUGAGCUCACACUACCCGGGCUGAAUAAAUCCAGCUAGCAGGAAGAGCUGUUAAACUGCAGCUUACAGAGCAGCUUCACAGCCACUUCGAGGCCAAAUACUGGCCUGAUAAAUGCUUGGAGAGUUACAUAAUGCUUGUCUUCCUUAUCAUCGCGGACCAGAGUUGGGUUUUCCAGAAGCAGCACUGUACCCACCUCAGACACGGGACAUGUUUGGUCCCGUGUGUCAAAGUGUGGACAAUCACAAGCACAGAAAAUAAGAUUCCACACCACAGCCUGACUUAAGGUCUACCUUGAAAUAAAAUGUUUAAGUGCAUUUUGUCCCACUUACAAAUAUCCACCAUCAUUUAAGAAAAUAUUCAGAAUAAGAUACUGCCCUAAAUUAUCUUGACCACUGCAAACAAAUAACUGCAAAUAAGACUUUUAAACAUGCUUCAGUAUCCCAGAUAAUGUUAGCAUGAGCAGUGUGUUAUUUUAUGAUCAAAUGUUUUGUAGGUUGUUUGAAGUGACGAGCAGAAACCAAAUGAGUCUGAAUCGUAAUGAGCAUUCACAUUUUUCAUAGAAAAAGAGAAUGCAAUUCAUGAGAAAAUGUUUGCAUUGCUGUUCUACCGGGAAACAAGGUGAUGUGUUUACUUUGGAUAUUUUUUGUGAGCUGGUUUGGUUUUUAAGUUGAUCUGAACUAAAGUUGUAUUUUCAUGUAAAUAGUUGUAUUCAUAGUUUUUUUAAUGUAACAUAGUAAGGGAAUUAAAGGAAAAGUCAUGCA